Molecule: messenger RNA, 2848 nt
Organism: Menidia menidia (Atlantic silverside)
Lineage: Eukaryota; Metazoa; Chordata; Actinopteri; Atheriniformes; Atherinopsidae
Source: the annotation of a GenBank genome assembly
UGAUCCACCUCCAAACAAUAAGCAGCUCUCAAGUGGGAGGAGGAUACAUAAGUUGGAGGAGAAAGAGAGAAUAAUUUCUGCUGGAGAACAGAGCUCCAGUUACAGAAUCAGAUAAUGAGGGCACUGGCACUGCUAAUGAAGGUGGGUUUUCAUAGGCGCCAUUCUACGAUAAUCAAAGAGCAAUGUGUUUCACACAGCCAUUUGGGAAGGCCGUAAAUGCAGUGACUAAUACUACACAGGAUGUCCACCAUUUGCUACAGGCCCACAAUGUCUCGGGCAUUGUUUCAGGCUUUAGGACCUGGGGGGCGUCAGGUUCCUCUCCCUCUCUGCUCCAUAUGGGUGGGACUGGAAAUAAGACUCCAGAGCAGAGAUUUUCAUUCACUGACACUAAGUUGGAUGUUUCUUUCACUUUACUCUUCUGUCAUCCGCCAUCAGGCACAGUAACUUCUUGCACAGCAGGGGAGUGCUGGGGAAUCUGUUUGCAUUCAUCAAGAAACUUGCAGGAUUAUUCAAAGGAUCCGAAAUGGCUUUUAUUGGUCACCGCCGCACCAUGUGGAUAACAAAUCUGUUCCUCCUCGCUCUGCUGGGCACAGCAGCCUCAGCUGCCACCUCUGCAUCAGCAGACAAAGUCUUGAGCAACCACGCCACCAUCUUAGCUGACAACAGCGCCAAUCUGGCUUUCAGCCUCUACCAAAACAUGGCCAAGGAGAAAACCAUUGAGAACAUCCUCAUUUCGCCUGUGGUGGUGGCCUCCUCUCUGGGCCUGGUGGCUCUCGGGGGAAAGGCUUCCACUGCCUCUCAGGUGAAAACCAUUCUGAAUGCGGCUAAAGUUAAAGAUGAGCAGCUGCACUCUGGUCUGGCCGAGCUCCUGACCGAAGUGAGUGACCCCAAGACCCGAAAUGUCACCUGGAAGAUUAGCAACCGCCUUUAUGGACCCAGCUCCGUCACCUUUGUGGAUGAUUUUGUCAAGAGCAGCAAAAAACACUACAACUGCGACCACUCCAAGAUCAACUUCAGAGAUAAGAAGAGCGCCGUUAACUCCAUCAACGAGUGGGCGGCCAAGUCCACCGGCGGGAAACUCCCCGAGGUCACCAAGGAUGUUGAGAAGACCGACGGGGCCAUGAUCAUCAAUGCCAUGUUUUUUAAGCCUCACUGGGAUGAACAGUUUCACCAUCAGAUGGUGGACAACCGUGGCUUCAUGGUGUCCCGUAGCUACACGGUCUCAGUCCAGAUGAUGCACCGCACAGCUGUCUUUAACUUUUAUGAAGACAAGACAAAUAAGCUGUCCAUUCUGAGCAUGCCCCUUGCUCAUAAGAAGUCUACUGUGGUGUUCAUGAUGCCGUCCCAUUUGGAGCCUUUGGAGAGGCUGGAGAAGCUCCUGACCAAAAAGCAGCUGGACACCUGGAUGGGGAAACUGCAGCAGACAGCUGUGGCGGUUUCCCUCCCAAAAGUCAGCAUGGAAGUCAGUCACGACCUGCAGAAACACCUCCAGGAGCUGGGUCUGACCGAGGCUGUGGACAAAUCCAAGGCUGACUUGUCCAACAUCUCUGGGAAGAAGGACCUCUACCUGUCCAGUCUGUUCCACGCCUCUGCCCUUGAAUGGGACACUCAUGGAAAUGAGAUUGACACCAGCAUAUUUGGCUCAGACAAGCUCAAAAACCCCAAACUGUUUUACGCAGACCACCCUUUUAUUUUCCUGGUGAAGGACCAGAAGACGAACUCCAUCCUGUUCAUUGGCAGGAUGGUCAGGCCGAAGGGCGACAAAAUGAGGGAUGAAUUGUAACAGCCCGUUUGCCCUGAAUCUCAGUUAACUGUCUUAUUGUGUGAGUGUAAAAUUUCUGCGGCAGUAUACUGAGAAAAACAGGAAAUGAAAUGCAUGGCUGAGACCACACAGAUGCAUUCCUUUAUGUCACAUGCUCACAGCAUUCCAGUGAAGAUAACCUGAGAGCAGAUUUAAGAUUGAGGACACAAAACACGAUGCACACUUCCGGUUUUUAGAUAAUAUAUACAAUAGUUUUAGAAUUGUCUUUUGCACCAAAAGCUGUCAUUGAACUUGUUCAUCUAUAAUUUCCUGAUGGGAACUUUUGCACAUGAAAUGGUUUGUUAUCACAUCUGUGUGCACAGCACUGUUACUUUUCUAACAAAAUAGUUUGACUCUUAUGUUCCCAAAUCUGCAUAUUUUUGUAUGAAUUUGAUUAACUACUGCAGCUUACAACGGGUCUUUUCCUUGGUUUCAAUAUGCCUGGAAUUUAAUAGGGGCUUAACAGUUAAACCUGUUUUCUGGCGUAUUUAACACAUUUUGUCUGUUUCUCACAUGUGCACUCAUGUUUUUGUGUUAUAAAAUAUAAAUGGUCUGUGACACGUUUCCUGUUUUUUGCAAUAAAAGAAUGAAAGAAACAACUACUGAGAGUCACUCUAGAAUUAGAAAGCAACCCUUUUUUCCCUUUAUUGGCUCAUAGCAGCCAUUUAGCCAUUGUCAGACAUGUUCAGGUCAGGUCCCCAGUGGCCUUUUCACCUGAAUAUUUCUUCUUUGUAUCCUUGAGUAACCUCCCUACUGGCAUUUUGUAAUGGAUUCUACAGACCCGACAGCCUGCUCGGGUACAUUUAUUGUACAUUGUUGAAUAAAUAUAGAUUUUCCAGGUGGGUUCAUAUUGGCAAAAGCUGAAGUCGUUAGAUGAACAGUUACUUAUUUAGUAAACAAAAACUAUGAUUUGAAAGCUGGCUUGGUAGGACAUGGUACUGUACUUGCCACUGUUUCAAAGUCUUCUUUAAUAUUGCCUGGUGUAUCACGCCAUCUAGGGGCCAAAUCGAUUUACUGCUGUGCAACUAUAUUUGAAGGUUAAAAAUC